Molecule: messenger RNA, 933 nt
Organism: Xenopus laevis (African clawed frog)
Lineage: Eukaryota; Metazoa; Chordata; Amphibia; Anura; Pipidae
Product: olfactory receptor 11L1
Exons: 1
Coding region: 1-933 (310 amino acids)
Source: RefSeq, a predicted model, not a curated record
AUGCAAAAUGAGAACCAGACGUUGGUCACUGAGAUCUUUCUCUUGGGAUUUCAGAAUCUCCACAACUUGAAGAUUCCCCUGUUCUCUCUGUUACUUCUGAUUUACAUUAUGACAGUUUGGGAGAAUGUUCUCAUCAUAGUGUUGGUGUCCUCCAGUAGAAACCUCCAGUCCCCCAUGUACUUCUUUCUCCAGCAGUUGGCUCUGACUGACCUACUGGAAUCCUCAACUGUUGCACCAACUCUCCUCAAUACUGUGAUACAUGAUGGAGCCACAAUGUCCCUUGCUGGUUGUGUUAGUCAACUCUAUUUUUUUGCUGUCUCAGAACGUUUUGAGUGUUUCCUUCUAGCAGUAAUGUCCUAUGACAGAUAUGUGGCCAUUUGUAACCCACUGUGUUACUGUUCUAUAAUGUCCCACAGGGUUUGUGUCAAAUUAAUUCUGAUAACAUGGGCAGUUAACCUCUUUCCUAUAAUAAAUAGCAUGAAUUUGAUAACUGCACUGCGGUUUUGUGAUCAAAAUGUCAUUAACCAUUUCUUCUGUGAUUUUUAUCCUCUUCUAGAACUUUCCUGCUCAAAUGUUUUAUUUGUGAAAAUAGAUCUAGUUAUACAGACUGUCCCUGUGGUUUUUUGCCCUUUUAUACUGAUCACUGUAUCCUAUAUGUGUAUUGCCCAUGAAAUCCUAAAGAUAGUGUCCAAUACCGGGAGACAAAAAGCCUUCUCCACCUGCAGCUCCCACUUGGCUGUGGUCUCCAUAUUUUAUGGGACUUUCAUUGCUAUUUAUGUGGUUCCCCCCAGGAAAGACUCACAGACCAUUAGCAAAGUUCUCUCUCUAUUAUACACUGUAGUGACCCCAUUGAUUAACCCCAUUAUUUACAGCUGGAGGAGUCAGGAUAUAAAGGAAGCCCUUAAAAGUAAAUUGUUGAUUGAACAUCCAUAG